Tachysurus vachellii is the source of this 1936-nucleotide messenger RNA. It is a transcript of the gene fam43b, whose product is annotated as family with sequence similarity 43 member B. The transcript has a single exon. The record is from RefSeq and is a predicted model, not a curated record. Lineage: Eukaryota; Metazoa; Chordata; Actinopteri; Siluriformes; Bagridae. Bases 116 to 1069 code for a protein of 317 amino acids.
UGUGUGACAGAACAGCUUUCCUCACUCUUGCUCUCAGGCACUCAGUACACAACAAACACACACUCGUUAGUUUAUUUUCAGAAGGGGCACCGAGCCCCGCAGACAAAUUGGGACCAUGCUGCCCUGGAAGCGGAGCAAGUUUGUGCUGGUGGAGGAUGAUUCCAAGACCAAAGCGAAGAGCAUGAACGCUGGACUCACCUACCACUCACUGCUGUCCUCGCUGCUGAGGUCAUGUCCUGACCUGGUACCUGAGUGCCCCUUCCACUGGCUCGCCGGGGUUUUCCACAGCAAGCGGCAGAAAGUGGAGCUAAACAAGGAGGAACCAAUAUACAGCGUUCGCUACCUGGGAAGUGUAGUGACUGUAGUGGCCAAGGGUGAGGGCUGCACGCAGGAUGCUGUCGCCAAGAUCUGGGCAUCCAGCAACUAUGGUGAGCAGAGUGCCAAGAUGAAGCUGAGUGUUGGGCCACACGGCAUACGCAUGGGUUGCCGCAGGAAACCUCCACACCUCUACACUCUUAACCGUAUCACCUACUGCACAACUGACCCCUACCGGCCCAAGAUCUUGGCCUGGAUUUACCGGCACCAGGUGAAGCACAAGGCAGUGGUUCUGCGUUGCCAUGCUGUGCUGUUGGCUAAGGCAGACAAGGCUCAUGCUAUAGCUCUCAGCCUGUACCAGAACUCUAUUUCAGCCUUCAGCGAGUUUAAGAGGCUCAAGCGCCAAAGUGAUUUCCGGCAUCGCAAGCAGGAGCUGCUCGGAGAAGAUAUUAUGCCACUUAUGCCUCUAAGGAAGCUGUUGAAUGGACAAUGUCACUAUCAGCCACCAGUAGACAAGCCUGGCAAUUCCAACCGCCUUUUCUCCAUCACUGAGGAGGAUGAGGACGAGGAGGAGGUGGAGGAGGUGGAAGAGCAGGCAGACAACAGAGAAGAAAAAGCAUCUAAUACCGACCUACCAAAUUCUGAACCAGAGGAACCCCCUGAAAGAGAACUGGGAUACAUAGUUCACGGACUAGAUGGGUUUUCAAUCACAAUCAGAGAUGACGUGCACAUGACGCUCAGCACACUCGUGUGACUACAGAUGGACAUUGGACACUGUGCACUUCUUUCUUCCUUUCCUCCUUGUCCUCUUUCCUCUUUGUCCACUUUGCAGAGCUCCCCAAUUCCUGCAGAGCAUGAUCUGGUCCAUCAGCAGCAAGUUUUAAUGCUGAGUUGCAGCUGGCUUACUUAGUGAGCACUUUCUAUAUGGGUGUUUAAUAAAGUGGAACUUUGUGAAUAAACAAAAGCACAACGAGAGAGCGUGCCACGCUGCAAAGCAACCCAGUGAGGACAACCGUACAGGGACCUCAGUCUUUGGGCUACAAACCAAACAAGGACAAAACAAAGAUCUUCGAAGAGCCUUUGUGUUUUUUUUUUCACGUGACUGAUUGAAAAUACGUAAUUUUACUGGAUAAUUUUGGAAAUAUAUUAUUUGUGUAAUAUGUAAUUUUUCUACGUAACCAACUCCCUCUUCUGUGUAACUUUCCUUUCUGGCCAAAAUCUCUGUGACGGCAUUCAGCAUCUACACCAAGGCAGCAGCACUAAUGAAUUAAUCCAUGAUUUAGGAUAUCAGCCAUUGAUUUGACGGGUUUACAGCUGCCGCACAUUACAGCCCCAGAAUCGUUUACCGUAUGACCAGCAGAGACGUCAGCCAUGGCAUUUAAGGCAGGAUAUUUUAAACGUGUGCAGUUUUAUCACCGUCCCUGGUUUGCACUGUGACAUGUCUGGGACCAAUAUGAGGAAAAGAUUAAUUUGUUUCUGAAUAUGUUUCUUUCUACAUGAUACACAUUUCUAUAUAUAAACAGGUAAAUAAGCUUUACUGCUUUAAGAGGUAAUGCAUUGUUUAAAAUUGUAUGCCAACAAACACUGUCUCAUAUUCGUGUCUUUACAGUUGCUCUGUGAU